This is a messenger RNA of Mya arenaria, 1611 nucleotides long. RefSeq lists its product as uncharacterized. Gene Ontology annotation, cellular component: nucleoplasm; chromatin. The transcript has a single exon. Lineage: Eukaryota; Metazoa; Mollusca; Bivalvia; Myida; Myidae. Gene Ontology annotation, biological process: positive regulation of DNA-templated transcription. The record is from RefSeq and is a predicted model, not a curated record. The coding region runs from base 1 to 1611 and encodes 536 amino acids. Gene Ontology annotation, molecular function: zinc ion binding; ubiquitin-protein transferase activity.
AUGGAUGACAAAAAGUCAUACAAAUCUAGCGCAUUUUCUGCGUUGACCAAAUGGACCCAUAAAACUCAGGAGGAAGAGAUGGAUAUCUAUGAUGUGCCGCGACUGUGCAAACAACAUUCCUUGAAAAUCUUGAACCAAUACUGCGCGUUCUGCGAAAAACCAGUUUGCGACAAAUGUAAACUGAUAACACAUGCGCGACACUUAGCAGAGAUUAAAGGAUACGAUGCUUUAGUUCGGGCGGCAAGAAGCAGACGUGCAAGACUAAGACGCUUGUUGAAGUUCAAAGAAACAGAGGUCACCCCUUCUUUAAAAGGACUGAUAUUGCAGAUUUCCGAAAGUAGAUCGAAACUUGAGAGUGAAGUGGAUGACGCUACGCGGAAAUAUAGAGCGUAUGUGGAGAGGCACAGGGAUAAACUGUACCAGAUGGAGGAGGAAUGGGUAGAUGACGUCAACAGGAAGGCGAGUGAAUACUACAAACUCAUGGACGAGAAGGUGACAUUUCUUAAAGAACAGUUGUUUAAAUCUGAAAGUUCUUUUGCUUUUGUUCGAAACAAACUGGAUACUGUUAACCAUGCCGAACUACUAUUGAUCAUCGGGGUGCUUCGUUCGUAUCUUGAAUUCAUGCACGAUACGAGGUGGCCGAAGGAAGAAAUCAAGUUGGUGAUGAGUUUAAAAUCGGUCCCAGACUUUGGAUCCAUAAUGUUUCAGACUGACGCUAGUCAAAAUGAAAAUUGUAAAGUAGAUUUUAUCCGUGAAAUUAAAGAGCAUGUUGUGUACGCAAGAGUUUAUGACACGAAAUUGCCAAUACCUAAGAAAGUUCUCGAAGAUGAAACUGCAAAAAUUUCUUUGGCGUCUGCGUCAGAGAUGUACGUAUCAUUCCGCGAGUAUAUUGUGACGUACACGUUAGAUUCUAGACGUCACGGCAGGGCAAGUAGAAACAUUCGAUUCACAAGUAUUAUGUCUGUUAGUGAGAAUAUAUUGGACAUAUCGUGUGACAAAAGUGGACAUAUUUUCUACAUCACCAACAAAGCGGUCAAAUCAAUUACCGACGAUAGCAAAAUUCUGCAAUGUUUUACAGUCCCCGACGUCCCGAGUGCUGUAUGCGUGGAUGAUAACGGGCAAAGAAACUUGCUGUACGUCGCUUUUCAUAACGCCGGGCGUAUUCUAAAGUUCACCAUCAGCGGUGAAUUGCUGGCUACGUUAAGCCAUCCGGAUCCCAGAAUGAUGUACAGGCCCCGACAUUUGACAACAAACAUGAUCGGGGAAUUGUUUUUCUCAGACGAUAUCUCGAACAUAACGAUACUUGACGACAACGGAAUUUGGAAACGUUCCAUCAAACGUGACGUCAAAACGACGAUUACCAGCGGCCCGUUACGCCCGAACGGAAUCGCGUGCUCGCCACAACGUCACGUUUUUGUCGUCGACGCCAAUGCCGUAUCGAAUUUGCACAUAUUCGGCGAAGACGGGAAGUAUCAACAAACUGCCGUUUUUAAAAAUCUGCAUGACGCUUACGUCGUGAGCAUUGACGUUACUGGUGACGUCUGGAUAGCCUUCAAAGACGGCCGUCUUAGAAUAUACAGACCAGAGUUCAUUACUGACCUGGAAACGUGA